CAAGCGCGUGCUCCGUCUCCUAAGAUCAGAACAUGCACCGAUUUGGCCUUCCUUGUAUUCUUUUUCGUUUACUGGUGUGGAAUGAUACUCGUUGCGUUCAUUUCCAUAUCGGCCGGAAACGUUUGGAGUCUGGUGUACGGCACGGAUUACUUCGGAAACCUAUGUGGCAGAAACAACGCUAAAGUCCAGGACGCCGUCUACACGGACAUCGAUUUGAGUUCCAAGCCGUACUUGUUCGCACUGAACGCCUUUCACCCUGCCGAAGCGAUGUGGAUAUGCGUCGAAAAGUGCCCGUCUACGUGGCUGCCGACUCCGAACGCCAUUCAGUCCUUUGCACAGUCGAACGGUUCCAAACUUUGCCACUAUAGUGUGCCCAUCGAGGCGUACAAUUCUUGGAUGUCAUAUUCGAACAGCUCUUUUGGUCCUUGUCCCGUUUUACCGGUUUUUAAGAGAAACUUCAUCCCGUCUUUUAAACGAGCGAUAAGGGCGACGUUUACGUUCAGCUCGUGGCCAUUUUCUGGCCAGCCACUAAUGCGCCGUUGUGUGCCAUCGGAAAUUCCGCUGUCCAGCAACCUAGUUUUGGCCAUCUACGAAGAAUUUUUUGGUGUUAUAAACGGCGCCAGCUUGCUCUCGCAAAUUUUCGGCGACGUGAUCCCUACUUUGCAGAAUGUCGUAUUUUUGUGCUGUUUCAGUUUUGUCAUUUCGUUUAUGUUGUUUGUGGUUAUCGGCUUAGGGACAAAAGCUGCCCUGUACGUUGUUUUUGCCAUUACCCUCAUUCUAAGCUUGGCUGCGACAGCCGAGUUUGGCCUGGAGCAUCGGCAGAUGAAGCGCUCGCUCGACCAUGAAACUGACAUGAGUAAUGGAAGCCAAAUUCUAGCAGUUGAAGCUUUGCACGAACACGGUCUUUUGAUAUGUUUUUAUGGGUGCAUUGGAAUAACGGGCAUUUUGUUGCUGUGUGCGUUGCUGUUCGUUUUGGCGCCGUUGAACCUGUUGUCAGAGAUCUUCGUAUUUUCAAGAAGGCUGCUGCGGUAUCUGCCAUUCGUCGUAUUCCAAGGGAUAAUAACGGGCUUGGCGCUGGCGUUCGUGGUCAUCUACGGCGUGUUCAUCCUGCUGGAGAUUUCAUCGAUUGAUCCUUUCGAAGAAGCACUUCUUUCACCGUUUCAUUUCAAUCUUUACGGCUUGACGGUCGCGCUGAAGCCAGCAGUGCUUUGGUGGUACCAUUUUUUCGGCGUGCUCUGGACCGUCGAAUUCAUUUUCGCCCUGCAACAUAUGAUGUACAGUUACAGGUUAUCGCAGUGGUACUUCUGUAGGAUUCUUCAAAUCGGUGAAGCAGUUUCGCCCCUUCAGCAGUACUUGAUGAGUUUUGCCGUUGUAGCCAAGUAUCAUCUGGGAUCCGUGGUCCUCGGUUCGUUGUCUCUGACAUGUACCAAAGUGCCACGGAUCGUUCUGAUCACUGUACCUCGGCUACUUGCUUGUUGGUCUUUCAUCACCUUUGGAAAGUUUCGCGACUUUUGCAGCCGACUUGCAGUUUUUUCAGACAACCUGUUUCGCUUCUUCAAUCCAAAUGCUUACUUGGUCACGGCUAUGAACGGCAAAAGUUUUUUCCAGGCUUCUCUACAGAGCUAUGAAAUCACGUUGCCCCAUGCUGCAGAAUAUUCCGUGGUCUCUUCAUUGGUGAGUACAAUGCUGGUGUUUGGAAAAAUCGCCGCUGCGCUACUUAGUACUCUUCUGGCAUGUUUGAUAUUUAAGCAUGACAACAGUCUGCACUGUUACGUCCCGUCGCUGAUUCUAACCGCUUUAGUGACGUACUGGAUUACCAGGUGUUUUCUAUCCGUGUACGAGACGCUGAUCGAUUCCAUUUUCAUAUGCUACCUGGAAAGCAAGCGAAUUGAAACAGCCAUCGCAGACGGCGUCCCACCAGCUUUUUUCAAACAACUCCAAAAUCUAAUGAAACAAAGUCUCAAAGAACCGUCACGCGGUUGCAACAGUUCGGUCGAGGACGAGGGCAAAGGACGCAUUUCAUCGGUGUAG
Molecule: messenger RNA, 2031 nt
Organism: Soboliphyme baturini
Lineage: Eukaryota; Metazoa; Nematoda; Enoplea; Dioctophymatida; Soboliphymatidae
Source: the annotation of a GenBank genome assembly